Cercospora beticola is the source of this 4001-nucleotide messenger RNA. Lineage: Eukaryota; Fungi; Ascomycota; Dothideomycetes; Mycosphaerellales; Mycosphaerellaceae. The record is from RefSeq and is a predicted model, not a curated record.
CUCACUUUCACGACCUUCACGCCCUCACGACUCACUACUAACCACACAGCACACGCCCAGCGACCAUGGCGGACGACCUCAUCGACUUCAAUGUGAUCGAGGGGCAGAAAGAGAACAUUCAGGCCCUCCCCAGCGGCCGUUCUGCCAAAGCGCUGGCACAGCUCUACUCACCACCACUGCUUGGAGCAAACCCGUCGCCGAAUGACCAACACUCCGAGAAACGCGCAGAAUUCGAACGAGAACUCGCGACGAUUGACGAAGCUGAUGAUCCACUCGAUGUUUACGACGGAUACGUGAAAUGGACACUGGACACAUACCCCUCCGCACAGGCGACACCGCAAUCGCAAUUACUACCACUGCUUGAACGCGCGACAAAAGCGUUCCAAUCAUCGAAAGAUUACAAAAACGAUGUGCGAUAUCUCAAGAUAUGGCUCCACUACAUUCGCCUUUUCUCAGAUGCGCCUCGCGAGGCUUUCGUGUUUCUAGCGCGCCAUGGGAUCGGCGAGGGACUGGCGUUGUACUACGAAGAAUUUGCAGCAUGGCUGGAAAAUGCCGGGAGAUGGAGUCAAGCGGAGGAGAUCUACAAAAUGGGCAUUGAGAAGGAGGCGCGACCUUCAGAGCGAUUGAUGCGCAAAUUUGGAGAAUUCGAGCGAAGGAAAGAGGCGCGUCCGGAAGACGCGACGGAGCCUUCUAGUCCGGCAUUGCCUGCUGCGAGACCUGCUUUGGCGGCGAAGGCGGACCCUUUUGCGUCCUCAGCGACGCCGUCUCCUGCGACACAGCAACAGCAAAGUCGAACCGGCGCAGGCAAGAAGCCCAAGAUGGCCAUUUUCACAGAUAGCGGAGAGGACUCACGACCUGCGUCGGGGAGCAGCUCGAAGGGCUGGGAUAGUAUUGGCACACUUGCGGACCGCAAAAAAGAGAAUACCACAGAGGCGAAGCCAAUGGCGGGACAGAAGCUUAUGGCAGGGAAGACGAACACAGGAAUGCAGAAGAUGAUGGUGUUCAAAGACCAGGACUAAAUAUCGCGUGUUUCGUAGUCUUCAUCUCGAGUUCAAAUGCCACGACACACUUCCGCCUCGCACGCUGAAUCGAGUAGUAAUCAUGAACAGCAGUGCGUGUUCAACGAGAAGACCGGUAGGCUGGAGUGCGUGUUUGUGAAUCUAGAGGCUGUGUACCCUGAGGCCGGGAACCUGGCAGUUGAAUACUGUUUCGAGGAGCUAAGAGCAAGACAUCGUGGGUGGCUGGAUCGAGAUGGCAAUGUGAAAGAAAAUGUGAAACGGCAGAAGCUGUCGAAGAAUGACUCGUUCGAUAUACAGCUGGACCCACCAGCAACAGCGCGACAGCCCAUCGCUGAGCACCCAGCUGAAGCAAAGCCUUUGGCCAGGGAGAAGCCUUUCAAGAUCUUUUCUGAUGCUGAGCAAGAAACACCAGAGUCGAGGCCGACGUCGAAGCAAAAGGGCUUCAAGAUAUUUGAGGAUACAGACUUGGAGCCACAACAGCAACCCAGAGAGGAGACGCCUGAUCUGCCGACUAAAUUCACCAAGACUUUGGCGCUGAACGAUGAGAACGACGAGAACACCCCGCCGUCCAAGCAAGAAAUCGAUGCUGCGAAGAAAGCAAGACGCGAAGAACGCGCGAACCGGACGCGUAAGAUCAAGGUUAUGGAAGUCAAGCACAUCAAGAACGAGACGCAAACGAUCAAGUUGAACAUGGACUCGCCCAAGUCGAAGCCGAAACGAAGAAAGUCUGUGGCACCGGAGCCAACCAUGACCAUCAACACCAAGGAGGCCAUGGAUGAGAUCUAUGGCAUCUUCAGUGCUCCUCUGCCAUCACAGUCGGAACAGCCUCAGGAAGAAGAGUCUGAGUCUGAAAGUGAUAGCGACAGUGAAGAAGACGAAGACGAUUACACGACUGGCGAUGAAAGCACGGCAACUGGGAAGCUCUCUGCACCGGCGAGCGAGUACGGUGAUGAGACACGCAACGAGCUUCUCGAAUCCCAUCGCGACGAUGAUCGGACAGACGUGUCAGCCUGGUCAGAUUUUGAUACUGGCAAGCAUGUUCCGAGCCAAGAAGACGAUAGUGGCAUGAAUUCUGCUCAAACGACAACGCAAGAUGUCUACGAAGAGGCAGACGAGGCACUCACGCCUGUUCACGACGAGAACCGUCAAACACGAUAUGUCCCGGUCGCUCCUGAAGAUUACGAGCCGCCUGUCAUGCAGAUGCGUGACAUGAACAUCGUGCCGAAUCAUAGGCUGCCAUUCAUGACACCGAUUGUCGAGCAGACUGAAUCAUCAAUUGGCAUACCUACUCAAAGGCCAGAGAAGGACUACUUUGGUGCGAAGACUCCAAGCAGGAAGAACGGUAUGCCUGAAGAGUUUGACGACGAGGAAGAUGAUGAACCACCUAGCAGUCCUUUUGAUGACGUGACGGCUGACAUGGAAGAAGACAAACGCAGAGUCCUCCAGCCGAUUCGAACGAAGAGCACAAAGGGCACAUUAUCGCUUGGCAAGGGCACAUCGAAGGCACAGAUCGACGCGAAACUGGAAGGGCCGACCUCUUCAGACGCUGUACAGAAAGGACCCAUCAUCAAAGAUCUGCAGUGCAAUCCCAUGGACCCAUACCUGAGACAGACCAUUUUGUCGCAAAUGAAGCCUGCUCUCAACACGUACGAAGGAUAUUACGAGCAUCUCGAUGCGAACUCGGGCAAAACUAUGGAGAUCAAGAAGUACAUCAAGCAGCUUCAGGCUUCGCGGAAGAGCCAGAGCCACUCUCAAGAGAAGACAACAUCGAUCCCACCCAUGGUCGCUUUCCCUGGCGCAGGUGGAAUCUACACUAUCAAACGAGAACUGGGAGCCGGUACUUUCGCCCCAGUCUACUUGGUUGAAAACAGCGCCGCGGCCUCUCUCGAAGAGCGUGAAGACUACGACGAAGAUGAUGUGGACGUCUCCGCUUCUACUGCCACUUCCCGCCUCGGGAAGCUCACCCACCGCCGUCCUCUCGAAGCCAUCAAAAUGGAGGAGCCCCCUUCCACCUGGGAGUUCUACAUCCUUCGCGCAGCGCACCGUCGACUGGGCGUCUCGCGUCCUUCGGAAUCUAUCAUCAAAGCCCACGAAAUGCACUUAUACCGCGACGAAUGCUUCCUCGUCGAAGAAUACCGUGACCAAGGCACCCUUCUCGACCUCGUGAAUCUCGCUCGCAUGGAAUCCGCGCAUCAGAACUCUGGCACGACCGGCAUGGAUGAAAUGCUCGCCAUGUUCUUCUCCGUCGAACUUCUUCGUACCAUGGAAGCCCUUCACGCCAAACACCUGAUUCACGGCGACUUGAAAGGCGACAACGUCCUUGUACGAUUCGACGACCCAGGCCAGGAAACUGAUUUCUCUGCGACGUAUUUCCCUUCGGGCGCGCAUGGUUGGGGUUCGAAGGGAAUCUGUCUCAUUGAUUUUGGACGCGGAAUCGAUAUGUCGCAUUUCGAUGAGAAAGUCGGCUUCUUCGCUGAUUGGAAAACGAGCGAGGCGGAUUGUAGUGAAAUGCGCGAAGCGAGGCCUUGGACGUAUCAGGUGGACUAUUACGGUGCUGCAGGCAUCAUUCAUUCGUUGUUGUUUGGAAAGUAUAUGGAAACAACUGUCGAGAAGACAUUGAAUGGUGGUGCUGGUGCUGCAGCGGGUGGUGGCAGUCAGAAGACUUAUAAGAUUCGAGAGAGUUUUAAGAGGUACUGGCAGAUGGAGAUUUGGGCGGAGGUUUUUGGUUUGUUGUUGAAUCCUAUGCGGUAUGUGGAACAUGAGGAGGGGAGAAAGUUGCCGGUUCUGAAGGGGUUGAAGGAGGUGAGGGAGAGGAUGGAGGGUUGGCUAGAGGCGAAUUGUGAGAAGGGUGUUGGGUUGAAGGGGAUGGUUUUGAGAAUGGAGGCUGCAUUGAGGGACAGGAGGAGAAGGGUGAAGUAGGUUGAUUGUGUUUAUUGGCGUUUUGGGAGGGAAUGAUACCAUGGCGAGGCACGGGGCGAGGGC